Messenger RNA from Micromonas commoda, 1383 nucleotides. RefSeq lists its product with no specific name. The record is from RefSeq and is a predicted model, not a curated record. The transcript has a single exon. NCBI's taxonomy places the organism in Eukaryota, Viridiplantae, Chlorophyta, Mamiellophyceae, Mamiellales, Mamiellaceae. Bases 1 to 1383 code for a protein of 460 amino acids.
AUGCCCCGCGUCCCGUCGCCGCCGGCGUCGCCCCCCGCCGCGCGCCUCGCGCCCUCGCCCACCGCGGCGCCGAGAAACGCCGCGCCCAACGCUUUUCUCGGAGGAGGCGAGCUUUUCCCCGGCGCUACGGCAGGUGAGCUCUACUACGAGUUCCACGCCCAAGAUGGAACCCCCGAGACCGCCGCGAGCGCCGCCGCGCGUCAUUCCCGCGCCGCUGCCGCCUCCGCCUCCGCCGCCGCCGCCGCCGCCGCCGCGCGCGCCGCGAUGACACGCGCGGAGAGGCGCGCGGCGCAGCUCGAGCGCUGCCGAGGCAGAACCGCGGAGCAGUUUGGCAGUUUGGCAAGCAGAGGCUUCAUAGCAGCGCUCGACCAGUCCGGCGGGAGCACCCCGCGCGCGCUCGCGCUCUACGGCGUGAGCGACAUCCGCGCCGGGGACAAGUCGGAGAUGUUCGACGCGGCGCACGCCAUGCGGACGCGCAUCGUCACCUCCGAAGCCUUCGACGGCGAAAAGGUGUUCGGGGCGAUACUCUUCGCCGACACCGCGUUCGCGAGGCUGGUCCGAGGAAAACCCACCGCUUCUUAUCUUUGGGAAGAUAAAGGGAUAGUCCCGUUCCUGAAGAUCGACGUCGGGCUCCAGCCGGAGGCGAACGGCGUGCAGCUCAUGAGGGACAUCGACGACUUGGGCGUCACGCUGAGCCGAUGCGGACGACGCGACCCGAAGCUCGACGACGACGACGCCUCCUCCGAAGAUACAGGAUAUCCUAAACCCCCUAAACCCCUAAACCCAGGGGAUGGGGACCCCGGUUUGUGUAUCUUCGGGACCAAAGCCAGGAGCGUGAUCCGUUCCAACGAUCCGAACGGCAUCGACGCGCUCGUCGCGCAGCAGUUCGAGUCAUGGAUCACGGGCUGGUGCCCAUCGUCGAGCCCGAGGUGGACAUCGACUGCAAAGACAAGGCGCGUUCGUCUAUCCGCUUCGUUCUCGUAUCACGCGUUGACCGAAGCGCCGUUCCUUUCCCUCGCUCAGGCUGGCGCCGAGACCACGCUCAAGGCGGCACUGGUCCGCCACCUCGACAUUCUCGAGACCCUCGCCGACGCAGACGACGCCGGUGACCAGCCGCCGACGGUCAUCUUCAAGCUCACCCUCCCCGAGGACCCGGCCCUGUACGACUCCCUCGUGGCGGACCCCCGAGUGCUCCGCGUGGUCGCCCUGUCCGGCGGCUACGACCGCGAGGAGUCCACGCGGAGGCUGCGAACGUGCCGCGGGGUGAGCGCAAGCUUCAGUCGAGCGCUGACGGAGGGUCUGCGGGUGGACAUGACGGAUGAAGAGUUUGACGCGGCGUUGGGAGCGUCGAUUGGGGCGAUUUACGAGGCGGCGUGCACGUGA